This is a messenger RNA of Dermacentor albipictus, 3146 nucleotides long. RefSeq lists its product as uncharacterized. The record is from RefSeq and is a predicted model, not a curated record. Gene Ontology annotation, molecular function: nucleic acid binding; zinc ion binding. NCBI's taxonomy places the organism in Eukaryota, Metazoa, Arthropoda, Arachnida, Ixodida, Ixodidae.
GCCGACUGGUGCGGACGUGCAAACAUCGGCUCCCGAUAUCAUCAAUGAUUUCACGAGGUUAUUCACGCUAAAUCGAAGUGAAUUGUGUACCAACGAAAGCAGCAAGUUACACGGAUUCCGUGGAUACCGGAUUUAUUUCGGUGGGUGGAUUCUUUCUCAACAUUUUCUGCAUUCGAAUUCUCAACCUCGUCGUUCAAAGGCGGGUAGGCCUAGGCCUAACACCGCAAGUCAGUCAUUGCCGCCAUGGAAAUCGUCCCCGGUGAGACGAUAUCGCCGGAAGAUGCGAAUGACCCGGGCUGGAUUGCGGCGUAUAACCGCAAAUCACGCAAGGUAAAGGCCAGUCAACCACAAGGAGCAAGUUCAAGUACUCGUGGCAGACGAAGGGACGGUGAGCGCACCGCCGGACCGAACAGCGCAUACCAGCGCCUCGUCGCUACCUCGAGACUCCCUCAGCUACCGAGGGACACGUUCCGUAUAAUCGUGAGACCCCGAGACGGUCUUAACGUGGCCAAAUCUACACCAGUGCAGGUUGAGCAAGCCCUGGCAAUGGCGGCAGCCCUGGCUCCUCAAGACCUCACGGAAGACUCCAUCUGCCCCAACGUAACUCAGAAUAUCUUCAUCAUCUGCACCCCCAGCGAACGUAAUGCAAGAGCAUACGCCACGGUGCAACAAAUUCGCAUGAAAGACACUACGUAUCGGGUCGCAGUAUACCCGGCGCCACCCGAUGAUACCUGCAAAGGCGUAGUCCGAGGCAUUGACCUCGAGCUCAACGACUCCCAACUCCGAGAACUGAUCGUCACGAAACGCAACCCCAACGCCUUGGAGGUGAAGAGAAUCAAGAACACCACAGCCGUGACAAUCCUUUUCCAAGGAAUGCAAGUACCAAAUUACAUCUACUGCGGAGCAAGCAUUGUUCGAUGCACACUCUUUCGCAGACACACAGAAGUUUGCUACAACUGUGGCAACAUCGGUCACCGCGCGGAUGUCUGCCCUAACCCCAGUACGACGUGGUGCCGGAAGUGUGGCAUCAAAACUCCAGCGGAAGAUCACCAGUGUUCCCCUCACUGCACCCUGUGCGGCGGACCGCACCCCACCGCCGACAAGGACUGCAAGCGCAAGUUUCAGGUCCCUUACAUCGUUCGACAGAGACGCCGCCGCAGACGCAACCGACGCGGCCGUAGCCGCUCCCAAGGACCAAGCGGCGCCAGUCACAAGGACUCGGCCGCCACCUCGGGUAUUCCCGUAGCGACCACAAGGAGUCGCUCGGUCACGCCGUCACCCGAGCGCCGCAGCGCCCUACGCAGCAGCCGCUCCCGCUCCAGGGGACGACGCAGCAGCCGGUCCUGCUCCAGGGGGCGCCCUACAUCCGGCCCCACGGAACUGACGUGGGCCGACCGAGUACGAGGGAGACAUCACCAGCAGCAGCAACGGGACGUUUCAUCUACCAGACAGAUGACAUCACCAUCUGGAGCCCGGGAGGCUCCCUGGCAGACAUGGAGCAGGCAUUACAGUCUGCCCUAGAUGCCACGGAGGAGUACCUACUAGAGACAGGAAUGAAGCUAUCUUCCAAGAAAUCGGAACUCUUACUAUAUCGCAAGUCUUGCCAAGGAGUCCGAUACCUAACUCCUCUAGACGAACUUCCGAUCGCACUACAUACAAGUGACGGCCAACAGAUUCCGCGAGUCGACCACAUUCGCAUUCUUGGGCUUCUAAUCGAAGCCACCGGAUGCCACGCACACUCGAUCAAACACUUAACCGCCAAAACCGAAAAUAUGAUCAGACUCAUCCACAGAGUCUCAGGGCGCAGGAAGGGUCUCUGCGAAGAUAACCUACUGCGCGUAUACCACGCGUUCCUUAUGAGCCAUAUUAAUUACGUCGCCUCUGCCCACAACUGGACGAAAACAGAAAAGACGAAACUGAACACGCUCAUGCGCAAGAGCAUCAAACAGGUCUUGGGCAUUCCACAAAGAGCAAGUACAGCAAUGGUUGAUCAGCUAGGCAUGCACAACAACAUCGACGAAGUGAUCGAGGCUCAGACUAUGGCGCAAAUACUCCGCCUAUCCUCGUCCAAAGCCGGUAGACUAAUUUUAGGCGAAGCUAAUGUCUCCCCAUCUCCCUAUCUCGAACACGCUGUUACCCUACCGAGUGAAAUUAGAGACAACUACAGAGUCUCACCGUUUCCCAGAAACGUCCACCCACUAUACAACGUGGGUAGGCGUCGGGCCCGCGCCCGCGCGAUUCUCGACCGCACAGACGCGGAUCGUGAAGCCACCGCAUUUGUUGACGCGGCCCAGUACGGCAAUACAUCAACUUUCGCGAUAGCAGUUGUGGACGGCAACGGAACGUUACGGUCAUCGGCAUCGGUUAAAUCGACCACUAGCGCUAAAGCCGAACAGAUAGCCGUAGCCAUCGCCAUGGCAGACCCCACAUUUACCCAUGUCCUCACGGAUUCGCGUGCUGCAAUUCGGGCUUACGAAAGCGGCAAUGUACCGAAAGAGGUAGCGCAUAUAUUACUAGCGAGCUCAAACGAGUGCAAACGGUGCCUCUCCUGGUUCCCCGCUCACAUGGGGAAGGACAUCCACCCGCAAAAACCCAACCUCAAUGAAACGGCCCAUGACCGUGCGCGAGAACUUGCCCGCCGCGACGGUCCCACGGCCUCCGAGGGGCUGGACAUUCAGUUCAAUGACCCGCUACUCACAUAUCAAGAAAUCACCUCACACUAUCGAAAAGGCAGAAUGAAAUACCCGCUCCCGCACGCCAAACUCGAGCGCGCGCAGGCGGCCGCGUUUCGAAUGCUGCAAACGGCCUCGUAUCCGUCACGAGGCCUAUUAAGCCACUACAAUUCAGAAAUCCCGGCAAAUUGCACAGACUGCCCAGAACCCUACUGCUCACUCUCGCACAUGCUUUGGCAAUGUACCGCGUUACCAGAGGGCCCUCUCUCCAGUGAGCGCGAAUGGGAAGAAGCCCUCAAAAGCCCGGACCUCAAACUGCAAUUCAAGGCCGUCCAGAGGGCCCAAGAACUGGCGGAGCGUCACCACGUUCCCGUCCCGACUUGGGCGUCGCCUACGGUUUCGGCCCAAGGAGCUCGCCGCGUGCGAUCUCCAACGGCUUAGACCCCUCAGGACCUCAAUAAAGUUCUUGACUGA